Manduca sexta (tobacco hornworm) is the source of this 2627-nucleotide messenger RNA. RefSeq names its product GTP-binding protein Rheb homolog (gene Rheb). The transcript has 5 exons. Gene Ontology annotation, molecular function: GTP binding; GTPase activity; GDP binding. Gene Ontology annotation, biological process: small GTPase-mediated signal transduction. Gene Ontology annotation, cellular component: plasma membrane. The record is from RefSeq and is a predicted model, not a curated record. Lineage: Eukaryota; Metazoa; Arthropoda; Insecta; Lepidoptera; Sphingidae. Bases 207 to 755 code for a protein of 182 amino acids.
CUCCUAAAAUAAGAUUAGAUAAAAGCCUAGGCAGUAUGGUCAUAAGAUUAUAGCCUCUCUUUUGCACGAAUAGUGCAUAAAAAAUAUGACUUGACAAAUUGUCAAACAAUCGAAGUCGAAGAAAUUUGAUUUGACGAAAGUUACACAUUUUUGUUGAUUUGCGGGAGCAAAUUGUGUAAAGGAUUUGUUUUAAUCUCCGUAUAAAUAUGCCUUUCAAACAGCGAAAAAUUGCUAUGAUGGGAUACCGAUCAGUAGGUAAAUCAUCCCUCAUCAUACAAUUCGUAGAAGGACAAUUUGUGGACUCGUACGACCCUACGAUAGAAAACACUUUCACAAAGUACAUUCGCUUGAACUCAACUGAAUAUGAAGUAAAGCUUGUGGACACAGCAGGACAGGAUGAAUAUAGUAUAUUUCCAUUACAAUACAGCAUGGAUUUUCAUGGCUAUGUUUUAGUUUAUUCUAUCACUUCAAGCAAGAGUUUUCAAAUAGUACAAAUUAUUUAUGACAAACUUUUAGAUAUGGUGGGCAAAAUACAUGUCCCUAUAGUUUUAGUUGGUAACAAAACAGAUCUUCACUUGGAAAGGAAAAUAAGCACUGAAGAAGGUAAAAGGCUAGCUGAGAAAUGGAAGGCUGCAUUUGUAGAAACUAGUGCAAAAAGAAAUGAGUCUGUAACUGACAUGUUUCAUGCUAUACUGUCAGAAAUAGAGAGAUCAGAUGGACAUAUACCAGACAAAAAUGGAUGUGUUGUUUCCUAAUCCAAAAGUUUAUUUAAUGAACAAAGUGCUUUUUACUUAAGCUAAAGUGAUUUAGAUCUAGUGUUUGUAUGUGCACAGCUAUUAUCUAGCAAUUAGUUUGGGGAACAAGACACCUUAUCACUGACAUUGUCAUAGCCAAAGUUUAGUUACAAUUUGUUACUGUAUACUUACUAUUAAUAAGUUACAAGCAUAAUUGUGAUGGUUGCUUUUCUGAUGAUUUUACAGUUUGCUUUAAAUCUUCAAUAGUAAUCUCUUUUGAUGAAUAUUACUAAGUUUGCAUGGGACAAAUGAUCAAAACAUAAAAGUGGUAACUUCUUUUUUCACAUUUGUACUCAGCCUAAUUUUACUGACAGUGUUCCGUAUAUGCUCAUGAGCUAAUAUGAAUUAUUAAAUAUUCCAACAUUGAUUAUAUGCUUGUCUAAAUUACAUGUUGGCUGCAGCGACAGGCCCACAAAUAUGUAGUUGAAUCACAAAGCCGCUAUAAGCUCAGAUAAAUUUACAAUAUAUGCUGCAUUAUACUAUAUUGUUUUAUAGGAUUACAUAAAUGUAAAACCUAAAUCACUUUCUACCAAUAAGUAUUGUUGUUUAACUACCAUUCUAAUUAUAAGUAAAUAUGUUCAUUUGUUUUCAUGUAUUUGGCGUAGCUUGAAUUUCCCGGCGUUAUCUGUUUAUAACCGGGGUAAUUCGCUGGAAUAACGGGAGACUGUACAUUUAUUUUACUGUUCAGCAAACAUGACGUAUCAAUAUACGUUGUUAUAGAAUUAAAAUGAUUCCAUAGUAAAUGUGAAUUGAAAAUACGAUAGUAAUCUCUAAAGCAAAUAGUUAUUUCCCUAUGUCAUAACAAAAUAUUACAAAUCAUAUUCGUGUAGUCUACGUUAGCAAAAUUUCGAGCACAACUACCGCGCUCAGGUCUUGGGUUCUAAUCCCGGGUCGCGGCAAAAUAAUUAUGACUGGGUAUUUCCAUCUUAAAAAUUUAUCAGUCGCAGCAUAAAGUCAGGAAGUUGGCGGUGUGAUACCCCUGUGGCACGGAGAGCUCGUAAAGCCGUUGGUGCUGCGCCUGAUCUCUCUCCGGUCUUGUCGGAUUGCUGUCUCACUGGACUAUGAGAGUGAUGGAACAAAAAGUGCAUCUUUGUAGUGCGCACACACUUAUGCACUAUAAUAUGUCUGGGUGUACUUGGCUGAUCUCCGUUGAGAUUCGCCGCCGUGGCCGAAAUUCUGUUGGGAGGGUAUCAAUAUUAAGGGUUCAGGUGUCGGACUCCGUGGUAGUAAGUUGCUAAAGAGAUUGUAUACAGCAAACAAGAUCAUUGCCUUUUUAUUGUACAUGCUUAUUCUUAAUAUUAAAUCAUUGUCUUAAUUAAGUACCCUUUCGUACAUUUUUUGAAUAACAAUCUAGAGCGUGCAUCUAUAAAUCUGCACACAUGUAUAGUAUGAUAGCAAGUAAUAACACGUGUUCACUCAUAAUAUAUGGCAAGCAUAUAAUCAAUGUUGCAUGCAUGCAUGCUUGUUGGGCAAUUUGUUAGUAGGUAAUUAUAUAGUUUAUUUACCAUUUACAUUUAUGAAAUCACUCAAUUGUUUAAGAUAUAGAUUUUGAUGUUUCCAACUGCAAUUACCACUCUGUGAAAUGCCUCAAAUUUGUUGCAAAAACUUUAUCAUUAAUCACAAUAUAAUAAUAAUACGUCGUGGUGCUUCCGAUCUACCAUUUCUACCAUUAUAUAUUCAAAGAAAUCGGAAUUGUUACAUGAAUUAAAAUGGUUUGUUCAUACUUCGUAAAAUCACCAAGAAAGCAAAAAUGAGAUUUUUAAAAAAAUAUGAUUUUAACCUUUAUGUGUUUAUAAACUUAUUAAUUAUAAGAUAUGAUAUUCUAAUGUAUCA